CAGGGGAUUUCCCUCUAAAUAACAAGUUCCCCUUCGCUGUCUGUGCUGCAGCAUUAAGUUAGACCUUUAUUUUGAAACAAUGGACAACAGCCCUCUGCAGGUCUUGACUGUCCCUACAGCCCCCUACCCAGACCAGCGACCCAGCACCAACGGCCUGAGGAAAAAGGUCUAUGUGUUCCAGUCCAGAAGGAACUACCUUCACAACUUCAUCCAGAGUGUCUUCUCUUCCAUUGACCUGCGCGAUCGCCAGGGUUCAACCAUGGUGGUGGGGGGAGACGGACGCUUCUUCAAUCGAACGGCUACUCAGGUCAUUGUGCAGAUGGCAGCUGCCAAUGGGGUGGGUCGUCUGAUCAUUGGACACCACGGGAUAAUGUCCACGCCAGCCGUCUCCUGUAUGAUCAGGAAAUGCAAAGCCAUCGGAGGCAUCGUUCUCACUGCCAGCCACAACCCCGGUGGACCUGAUGGAGACUUUGGCAUUAAGUUUAAUACUGCAAAUGGAGGCCCAGCCAACGAAGCAGUCACAAACAAGAUCUUUCAGAUCAGCAGGACCAUUGAGGAGUUUGCCACCUGCCCUGGACUACAAGUGGAUCUGACAACUAUGGGAAAACAGACCUUUGACCUGGAGAACAAGUUCAAGCCAUUCACAGUGGAAAUCGUAGACUCUGUGGAGUCCUACGCUAACAUGCUGAGGAACAUCUUUGACUUUGCUGCUCUGAAGGAGCUUCUGUCUGGCAAGAACCACUUCAAGAUAAGACUGGAUGCCUUGCACGGAGCGGUAGGACCCUACGUGAGGAGAAUACUGUGUGUUGAGUUGGGUUGUCCUGCCAGUUCUGCCAUUAACUGUGUCCCUAAGGAGGAUUUUGGAGGUCAACACCCAGACCCUAACCCCAUAUACGCUACAGAUCUGGUUGACAGCAUGCGAGACGGACAGUAUGAUUUUGGUGCAGCAUUUGAUGCCGAUGGGGACCAGAACAUGAUCCUUGGUAAACAUGGCUUCUUCGUCACCCCAUCUGACUCCGUGGCUGUGAUUGCUGACAACAUUUUUUGCAUCCCGUACUUUCAGCAUGCAGGGGUGAGAGGUUUUGCUCGUACUAUGCCCACAAGUGCGGCAUUAGACAGAGUAGCCAAGGCAACGAAAAUCGAGCUAUAUGAAACUCCCACUGCCUGGAAGUUCUUUGGGAACCUCAUGGAUGCAGGCAUGCUGUCUUUGUGUGGAGAGGAAAGCUUUGGUACAGGAGGAGACCAUAUUCGUGAGAAGGAUGGGCUUUGGGCUGUGCUGGCAUGGCUGUCUAUCCUGGCCACCAGAAAGAAGAGUGUGGAAGAUUUAGUUAAGGACCACUGGCUAAAAUAUGGAAGAAACUACUUCACCAGGUAUGACUACGAGAAUGUAGACAUAGAUGCAGCAUGUGAAAUGAUGGAGGAUUUGGAGAUCACAAUCACCGACAAGACCUUUGUGAGGCAAAGAUUUGCUGUGGAAGACAAAAUCUACCAGGUGGAGAAAGCAGACAGCUUUGAGUAUGCAGACCCGGUAGACGGCACCAUUUCCAGGAACCAGGGGCUGCGGAUAAUCUUCUCUGAUGGUUCUCGAAUCAUCUACAGACUCAGUGGGACCAGUUUUGAUGGGGCAACAGUUCAAAUCUAUCUCGACAGCUACGAGAAAGAACACGUUUUUGGGGAUGCACAGGUGAUGCUGGCACCCCUUGCCACUAUCGCUCUAAAGAUUUCUCAGCUUCAUCACAGGACCGGUCGAACUGGUCCGUCUGUCAUUAUAUGAUUCCUUAUUAAUUGACAAAAUAACGCUCUUUUGUAAGUUUUUCCAUCCUGUUUUUUUGUGUUUGUGUUUGUUUUUUAUAAAGGAAGUCUCAAAUCCAGUUGUAGCUACAUAUGAUGCAAAAGUGUGCAGUUGAAUGAAAUUAAAUGUGAUAUAUUAAA
Maylandia zebra (zebra mbuna) is the source of this 1932-nucleotide messenger RNA. RefSeq names its product phosphoglucomutase-1. Gene Ontology annotation, molecular function: phosphoglucomutase activity; magnesium ion binding. NCBI's taxonomy places the organism in Eukaryota, Metazoa, Chordata, Actinopteri, Cichliformes, Cichlidae. The record is from RefSeq and is a predicted model, not a curated record. Gene Ontology annotation, biological process: carbohydrate metabolic process. Gene Ontology annotation, cellular component: cytosol.